AUGGUGUCUCUGCUCUCGCCAGCGACAAUGUCUGCUGUGGCGGCUGGUGUCCGUUCAGCUCUCGUUAUCGAUAUUGGAUGGGCGGAGACGGUCGUCACAAGUGUUUACGAAUACCGGGAAGUCAGGACUACCAGAUCCGUCAGGGCUGGCAAAUAUUUCAAUAACGAGCUCUACCGAAAGGUGCUACAUUCUCUCAUCACCGGGGAUCAAGGAAAAGACGCCAAUACAGCGUUCAAAAAUCCUGAUGGCCAAGAGAACCCGACAGAGGAGAAGACGGACCGUGACAGGUCAGUCGAUGUUGAAAAUGAACAGGACCAUCAUAUCAGUUUCGAUGAGUCCGAAGACAUCAUGCGUCGUCUCGCCUGGUGCAGACCUACCAACAGAACACCCCAGAGAACGUCAGCUCAGCUUGAAACGGUCGAAGAGCAGGACGAGAAUGAAGCUGAAGCGGGCAGCACCACUACGCCUGGGGCAAACAGGACGGCAAACGUACCGUUGCAGUCUUCGAUUCCCACCAAGACGAUCGAGGUACCGUUCGAGAGGAUCGCAGACGUCUGUGGCGAUGUCUUUUUUGAGCCCUCGAUGAAUCUUGCGCAUUUUGAUGACCACGAGCUUCCGGUACACCUCCUCGCAUACAGGCAUCUCGCCGAUUUGCCGGUUGAUGUCCGCGCUAUUUGCAUGUCCCGCGUCAUCUUUAUCGGAGGCUGCUCCAACACCCUGGGCCUCAAACAAAGAGUGAUCGACGAGACGACAUUGCUCAUCGAGACAAAAGGCUGGGAGACGGCCUCUGGCAAAGCAGUGGACCAGUUGAGCAACAACUCGAAGCUACAAUGGAAGCCAACGAAGACACCGCAUUUGGAACAAGACCGCGAGCAGGAUGAGGGCCCAUCGUCAGAGCAGGCGAACGACUUUGAUCAAUUCGAGAGGGGCUUCAUGCGGCCCCGAAAAAAGGAACCGCCCGUGCAGGGACAUAUAAGGGCGCUGCAUUCCCUUGGGCCUUGGACUGGUGCAAGUCUGGCGUCUCAACUGAAGAUACCGGCCAUGGCAACGAUCGACCGCGAAUUAUGGCUGCAGCAGGGCGUCAACGGUGCGUCGAGACCUAACGACGUCGAUGUCAAGGCGCAACAAAGGCAGACUGAUCCCCCGAUACCCAAACGGCCCAACCAAGCGCCCAAGCCCAUCAUUGACAUCAAAGACAUUCGUCAAAACCCAGAGCUCUACGCGCAGAACUGCAUGACCAGGAACUACACCCGCCAGUCCCACCAUCCAGCCCGGAUCGUCGAGCUCCACGCGCAAUGGCAGGAUCUCACACGCGGCAGUCGCGCGAACCGCGAGCGGUCCAAUUUGCUGCGCAGGCAGCUCGCAAACCCCGCGACCAGCGCCGACGACGGUGACAUGGAGAGCGUUCGGCAGCUGACGCGCGAGGAGAUCCAGGAGGAGGCGCGCAAGCUAAAGACGGAAUUGGCCAGCAUCAUGGACGAGGAGGCGAAGAUGCAGGCCACCAUGGAGCACCUCGCGCUCGAGAUCCCCAACCUGACUGAUGCGGAGACGCCAGAGGGUGACGAGCCCGUCCUGCUGUCGUACAUCAAUGACCCGCCGCCGGAAGAGCAGCAGCUCAAAGAAGGACCAUCGCAUGUGCAGAUCGGCACGGACCUAGGGAUUCUGGACUUUGCCGCGGCCGCCAAUUCCUCCGGAUGGGGCUGGUACUACUUGAUCGGCGAGGCGGCGCAGUUGGAGCAAGCACUGAUCCAGUACGCGCUCGCGGUGGUCACGCGCCACGGUUGGACGCAGGUAUCGCCGCCUACGCUGGUGUACAGCCACAUUGGCGCCGCGUGUGGUUUCCAACCCCGGGAUCAAAACGACGAGCAGCAGGUGUACACCAUUGCGCAGUCGCAGAGCGACAAGGACCGCCAGGUCCCCGAGCUCUGCCUGACGGGCACCUCGGAGAUCUCCCUGGCCGGCAUGAAGGCCGCGUCGACCGUGCACACGGACGACCUCCCUCUCAAGCGCGUCGCCGUCUCGCGCUGCUAUCGCGCCGAGGCAGGCGCUCGCGGCGCCGACACCAAGGGUCUCUACCGCGUACACGAGUUUACCAAGGUGGAAAUGUUCGCGUGGACGGCGCCAGACGAGGACUCUGCGUCUGACGUGUACGACGAGAUGCUCGACAUGCAGACAGAGAUGCUGUCCUCCCUCGGUCUCCCGUCGCGCGUGCUCGCCAUGCCCGCGCAGGACCUGGGUGCGUCUGCCACGCGCAAGAUCGACAUGGAGGCCUGGUUCCCGUCCCGUGCAGGCAAACUGGGCGGCUGGGGCGAGGUGACCAGCGCCAGCCUCUGCACCGACUACCAGACGCGUCGCCUAGGGACGCGGAUGAGGGUCGAAGGCGGCAAAAUGGGGUUCCCCUGGACGGCGAAUGGAACAGCGCUGGCGGUGCCGCGUAUCCUGGCCGCGCUGCUUGAGAAUGGCUGGGACGAGGAGACGAGAACUGUCACGAUUCCGGAAUGUUUGAGGCCCUGGAUGGACGGCAAGGCAAAGAUUAUUGGAGACGGGGCGACGAGGCGCCGGCAGAUGGACGUGGAUGGUGUGUAG
Emericellopsis cladophorae is the source of this 2586-nucleotide messenger RNA. RefSeq lists its product as uncharacterized. The record is from RefSeq and is a predicted model, not a curated record. Gene Ontology annotation, cellular component: mitochondrion. Gene Ontology annotation, biological process: mitochondrial seryl-tRNA aminoacylation. The transcript has 2 exons. Bases 1 to 2586 code for a protein of 861 amino acids. NCBI's taxonomy places the organism in Eukaryota, Fungi, Ascomycota, Sordariomycetes, Hypocreales, Bionectriaceae. Gene Ontology annotation, molecular function: serine-tRNA ligase activity; tRNA binding; ATP binding.